Messenger RNA from Rangifer tarandus platyrhynchus (Svalbard reindeer), 885 nucleotides. The record is from the annotation of a GenBank genome assembly. Lineage: Eukaryota; Metazoa; Chordata; Mammalia; Artiodactyla; Cervidae.
AUGGAGCAUCUAAAGGCCUUUGAUGAUGAAGUCAAUGCUUUUUUGGACAACAUGUUUGGACCUCGGGAUGCGCGCGUCAGAGGGUGGCCCAUGCUGGACUCGUACCUCCCCACCUUCUCCCUCACGGCCCUCUACCUGCUGCUGGUGUGGCUGGGCAGCAGGUGCAUGAGGGGCAGGCCUGCCCUCUCCCUCAGGGGCGUCCUCACCGCCUACAACCUCGGCAUCACCCUUCUCUCCGCGUACAUGCUGGCAGAGCUUAUUCUGUCCAGUUGGGAAGGAGGCUACAACCUACAGUGUCAGGAUCUGACCAGUGCAGGGGAGGCCGACAUCCGGGUAGCCAGGGUGUUGUGGUGGUACUACUUCUCCAAAUUAAUAGAGUUCCUGGACACAGUUUUCUUUGUGUUGCGGAAAAAAACCAGCCAGAUCACCUUUCUUCACGUCUACCAUCACGCCUCCAUGUUUAACAUCUGGUGGUGCGUCCUGAACUGGAUACCUUGUGGGCAAAGUUUCUUUGGCCCGACCCUAAACAGCUUCAUCCACGUCCUCAUGUACUCCUACUACGGGCUGUCCGUCUUCCCGUCCAUGCACAAGCACCUCUGGUGGAAGAAGUACCUGACGCAGGCCCAGCUGGUGCAGUUCCUGCUCACCAUCACCCACACCAUGAGCGCCGUGGUCAGACCCUGCGGCUUCCCCUUCGGCUGCCUCAUCUUCCAGUCUUCUUACAUGAUGACGCUGGUCAUCCUCUUCUUAAACUUCUACAUUCAGACAUACCGGAAAAAGCCAAUGAAGAAAGCCAUGGAAGAGGCAGGGAAAGAAGUCAAGAAUGGUUUUUCCAAAGCCUACUUCAGUGCGGUGAACGGAGUGAUGAGCAAGAAGGCACAAUAA